Heterobilharzia americana is the source of this 2744-nucleotide messenger RNA. The record is from the annotation of a GenBank genome assembly. Lineage: Eukaryota; Metazoa; Platyhelminthes; Trematoda; Strigeidida; Schistosomatidae.
GCUUUUCGAAGAGAAGUGAAACCUUGGAGGCACUUGUUCGGAAGAUGUCAGCUGAUUGGUGUGAAUAGAAAGUUGCAUAGACAGGUGUUAGUUCACUGUUUAACUUUGGAUUUUGGUAUAAACUAAAACUUGUGCUUAUGUAAAGGCUAAAGUAAAUAAAAAGGCUCACAAUUAAGAUGCAUAAAUGUCGCAGUUUAAACUUGGAGGACGUGUUUCUACAGAUCCUGUGAUACUCAUGGUAAUAGUCAGAGAAGUGUGGUGUGCAUAUCGGAUGAGCAUUGCAGACUGGGUUCUUAAAACAUCUGGAUGUCUAUAAAAAUAGGUUUUGUGGAUACCGAUUUGGUCAGGUAACUUCCGUAGAGUGAUAUAACUGGAUAGCUGGUUUAGUUUUUGCAUCCCUACAAAGAUGUUAUCCUAUGAAGAACAAGCGAUUAUGCGAAAUCUACCUGCUAUUGUAGCGGAUUUGGAAAGUAUGGAUAUUAUUGAUCAUCUCACCGCUACGACGCCCCCAUCAAUUACUCCAGCUGAUUAUGAGUCUAUAAUAGUAACUUCUCAACGAGAGGGUAGAAGAGCAGGAGUGAGGUGCUUGAUUGCUUGCCUACUGCGUCGUACUGAAAGCUCAAAAAUAUUUCAAUCUCUUCUUAGUAUCCUGAAAGAAGAUUACAGCCAUUUGUCAGAUCUUUUGAGUAAUACAUAUGAAAGUUUGAAAAAAGAAAAGAAAAAUGAUGAACUGGAUUUUGGCGCCCAUUCUUUAACUCUCCUUCAUUUCAGUCCUGUUGUGGAAGUUGAUGAAUCAACUACAAUAAACACACCUUGUCAGUUGGUUUCUAAAGACAUCGAGAAUUCAAAGAUACCUUUGAAAAUACUUGGAUCUUCUGAGUACGAUAUCAUAUUCAGUAUUAUUUCAACAAUAUCAUCACAUCCUAUUGCUGUUAUAAAUUGGCGAGAUCUAUUGAAUGAGUUGUUAGGUUGUGCUACUGUCAGCGUCACUACUUGUGGUAGUAGUAGUAGUAGUAAUAGUGGUAUUUCUAGAAUUAAUAACUCAGAAUCGAAAAACAACAAUUCAAGUACUACUGAUUUUGAAAAUUUUCAAUGGUGUGCAUCGAAUUGUCGUCGGGGUUUAUUUCACUUCUUCUCCAUCAAUAUGAUUCGAAAUUUAGAAAGUCGUGGCUCUCCAUUUAAACGGUCACAAUUAGUUAUUUCUAACACAGUAAAAUUUAAUCUUCAAUUCAUUAAAAAGUUGAUUGUAGAACAAUUAAUUCCAGCCUUACAACAUCUUAAUCUAUGGAAUCUAACCAAUCGUAUCCAAGAAGAGAUUGAAUACAAUGAUGAAAAUAGAUAUGAUUCUUUAAGAGAUAUUAGUUUCAAUAAAUGUAGUCUUUUAUAUGCAAAUGAUCUUCCCUACAGAUUACUAGAUUCCAAUUAUCAUACUACUAACAAUGGAACCAAUUUAUCUUCUGAUCAUUCUCAAUCUUUAUCAUCAUUCAGUUUUUAAAAUCUUUCUCACAAUUUAAUUAUGCCAAAUCUCUACUAUUUUCAUGCGUUGAACCAUUGUUUCAUCAUUCCCUUAUCCUUUUGGAUUGGCCAUUUCUACUUCAUCAACUCAAUGUUUGUCCAGUUUGUAUUUCUUAUUUGCUUAUGUACCGUUCUCCUGCUUCACAGGAUUUGCCUAUUGAAUCUUUCGACUGUUAUUCAUCUUCUCAUAAUAUGUCAGUGGUUAAUCAAAAUGAGAAAAUUAGAAAUUCAGCUCUGAAAAUUUAUUUCUAUACAGUACUACAUAAUACAUUGUAUCAAAGAAUGAUUUCAGAUAAGAAAAACAAUAAUAAUCAAAUGGGAAAUCAGAGUGGAGAUGUUUUUAGUGAAAGUAUUCAAAAAUCAUGUGUAGCAUCCGUAAUUCAUACACAGUUAUUACCAGCUCUGCGCUCUCUUAAUCUGAAAGCAUUACAUGAUGAAGUUGAACAAUUGGCCUUUCAAAUGCUUCAUUGAAAUCUGAUUUAUCUUCUUCGAAUGAUGCCUAUAUCUGAUGACACUUGGAUAAUGGUACGAAAAAAAUGAGGAAAACAGAAUUAUAGUAGCUUUCUGUAUUAACUAUGUACAUAAUUAACUUUAAUAGUUGCAUCGUAACUUCAGCAUGGAGGGGAUGUUUCACCUGUCUUCUUUUCUGAAAAUCAUACAUGAAAAUCCUCCUAGACAGUUUAGAAAUUGCUAUGAAAUGCGUAUUUUUGUUUUUAGAAUUUAUUUACUGUAUUAUUAUUACUAUUAAUAUUAUUAUCGACACUUUUCGGUGAUCAUCCUCAAAACCAUUUUAUUUUAUGGCUAACUGAUAUAACAUGAAUUUGCAAAUUAAAAGAUUAAAUUACUUUCAAAGUCUACUUUUAUCCAAAUAUGAGUAGUUUGUAUGAAAUAAGUAAAUAUGCAUUUUGAAAUCUUAUUUUCAUCAACUGAGCUGUAACAUAUUUAUAGUGUAUGUAUCAUUAAAAUGGAUAGUAUUUGGUUAUUUGUAAGAUUUUGUUAUCACUGAUAUUUUAAUCCUAUUGGAUAGAAGCUAUUUUAAAAUAUAUCUUAGAUAGUACAAGUUAACAUGUACAGCUUAUAGUUUUGUACAAUAAUGAUACUGUAGGUACUUGAAUUUCAUAAUAUUUUAACUGGUCUACUGGUCAGAUAUCUGUCUGUUCAGAUGGCUUUUAUCAGUUUACCUUCAUAUGUAUACAUUAGUCGUGAAUAAAUAUAUGUUUAACAGUAUC